ACUGGGUUACUUUGAGAGAAGGAAUGCCCUGUUGACGACGGCCCAAUUAACAUCUGAGGUUCAGGCUCACUACAUCUCACAGGGGAUCAAGCAAGCCUAUGUGUUCAUUCUAGGAUUGGAUGUGCUAGGGAAUCCCUAUGGGUUGUACAGAGAUGUGAAGGAGGGCAUCAGUGAUCUCUUCUAUGAACCUUAUCUGGGUCUAAUCCAAGGACCAGGGGAGUUUGCGGAGGGUCUGGCCAAGGGUGUGCAAAGUCUACUUGGACAUACAAUAGGUGGAGUAGCAGAUGCAUUUGGAGGUGUAUCCGGCACCCUGGGCAAGGCCCUCUCUGUUCUCUCUUUCGAUGAGGACUACCAGAAGGUCAGUCUCAAAGACACUUGUCGUAUUACAGAUAUAGUUAUAAUGCAUCCUUAUAUUAAUUCAUUACUGGUUUUGUGAUGCAAAGCGGGCCUCAUAUAGAUUAUAAAUACACAUGGGCCCUGUUGCACAAAACUUACCAUUGAUGGUAACUUUGCCAUCAAUGGUAAGUACCAUGGUAAU
Messenger RNA from Strongylocentrotus purpuratus (purple sea urchin), 538 nucleotides. Its product is annotated as vacuolar protein sorting-associated protein 13-like. Lineage: Eukaryota; Metazoa; Echinodermata; Echinoidea; Camarodonta; Strongylocentrotidae. Gene Ontology annotation, biological process: protein targeting to vacuole; protein retention in Golgi apparatus. The annotation marks the transcript as partial. The transcript has 3 exons. The record is from RefSeq and is a predicted model, not a curated record. Gene Ontology annotation, cellular component: extrinsic component of membrane.